Messenger RNA from Magallana angulata, 3800 nucleotides. Its product is annotated as gamma-aminobutyric acid receptor alpha-like. Gene Ontology annotation, cellular component: neuron projection; synapse; membrane. The record is from RefSeq and is a predicted model, not a curated record. NCBI's taxonomy places the organism in Eukaryota, Metazoa, Mollusca, Bivalvia, Ostreida, Ostreidae. Gene Ontology annotation, molecular function: extracellular ligand-gated monoatomic ion channel activity; GABA-A receptor activity; neurotransmitter receptor activity. Bases 1196 to 2311 code for a protein of 371 amino acids. The transcript has 9 exons. Gene Ontology annotation, biological process: chemical synaptic transmission; regulation of membrane potential; signal transduction.
GAACAAAAUUGUCCGUUUAUCUAUUUUCAUUUACGUUAAUUCAAAUAAAUCUGAAAGAAAGUUUAAUAAAUCAGUUAAAAUGUAUUUUAUGGGAAGUAAAGAUUAGGACAGAUAGGUUCCAUCUGCAUCUGUUUGCGAUUGAAAAAUAUCUUUGGUUUUAUAUUUGUCCUCCGCGUUCCAAUCGACGGUACACUGUAUGUGACAAUUUACUUUGACUUACCGGUACAAGUAAAAUUAAAACAAGAAAUAUGAAAUAUACACCAACUUUAUUCAAUUGCUAGAAUGUGUAUUUCGGUUGAAAGAAAAAAGAAUAACGAUGGGGAUAUAUAAAAGUAUACACAUUGUAAGAAAAUGUAAAUUAUCAAUAGCAUUGGAAUCGCAAAAAAGAGAAAUAUGAUUUAUAGAAACAUGGACGAUCCAUUAAGCAGCAAAUAGGACAGAUAUUCCUACAAAUAGCCAAUUUAGCAAGAAGCAAUCUAAAGAAGCGGCGAUCUGAGUGAUUUCCGUUCCUUCUCCCGGACUGGGCACGGAUUCUCUUAUUGUCGGAGAGAGCGCGUUUGGAGCUAAUAACGCGUUCAGUAUUAGCGCAUUCAGCAGCGAACACCCUCAUCUAAUGGCGCUCUCCAGCCAAGCUGAGCGGGAUUAAGUUGAAGAAGAUGGAUGUCGCGAGGCUGAUGGUUUUGUUUUACUUUGACGUGUGGCAAGUACUUGUAUUUCAUUGUUUUCUAUCGAAACAAACAUGCUUUUCUUUAAUUAACAAUCUAUUUGUUUUGAUAAUACCUACGCCGAUUUUAUGUUAUUCUGUUGUUAGUGUGUGUUGAUACAUGUAAUGGAAUAAAGAUAACAAUUUUCAAACAACAAACCUUACUGAAUUGCGGUCUUGUCGACAACACUUUAGGUACUAACGUCUGAAAACAAGAAAUUCUAUUCAAUUUAUUUUUAAGCAAAAAUGUUAAUAUCAUGGCCUGGUUACUGUCAACAAUUAAAAUGACACCAAGAUAAUUGACAGGUUGCUGUCAGAAAAGUCUUUGGUGAAAUAUUAGUUCUCUAUGAUUCUCUUUGUUUUCUUUUCAGCUUUUCAGAUGACCUCACACUAAGGAAGAACGUCACCAUAUUGUUAGAUAACCUGUUACAGACCUACGACAAGUCGGUGCGACCUGCAGGGCGGGAUGGACCACUGGUUAUUAAAACCAAUAUGCUGGUACGGAGUAUGGGACCUAUCACAGAAUCUGAAAUGACAUACUCCCUUCAGUGUUACCUAAGACAGAGCUGGCACGACGAACGCCUGAAGUUUGACCUUCCCAACGUCACAGAGGUCACUCUCAGCAACACGUUUCUCAAGGACAUCUGGAAGCCUAACACGUACUUCCUGAACGGUCGCUUGUCUACCCAGCCCAACAUCACCGUCCCGAAUGUAUUUGUUCGGAUCCGGAAGGACGGCAGUAUUUACAUGUCUCGCAGGUUAACAAUUAACGCAAAAUGCCCCAUGAAUCUCUUGGACUAUCCAAUGGAUGCCCCCGUUUGUCCUUUGCUGUUGGCUGGAUAUGGCUACACGACAGAUGAAAUCAUUUACAGGUGGCAAACCUCAAACAAAUCUGGGGUAGAAAUAUAUGAUGACGUCACACUAUCACAGUUUGAUAUAGUCUCUAUCUGGACUGCGAAUAAUACUUACUCCGAUGCAUUAGGGACACAGUCCGGCCUUGAAGUCUACUUUCAUCUAAAGCGGCACAUCGGCUUCUUCAUGCUCCAGACUUAUCUGCCGUGCACUCUGAUCGUCUGCCUUUCAUGGGUCUCGUUCUGGAUAAACCGAGAUGCAGCUCCUGCAAGAGUUCUUUUAGGUGUGACGACAAUCCUGUCCACAGCGGCCGUGGGUCUGAUUCAGAGGGACGGACUUCCCAGAGUUCCCUACGCCACCGCCCUUGACGUCUUCCUGAACGUCUGCAUCUUCUACAACCUAGCCGCCAUCAUACAGUACUCCGCCGUGAACUACUUCACGAAGAUUCUUCCUAAAGAAGGAGGAGCGUCCGACGAUGAGGAUGAAACGGAAAAUGUUUUGAAUGAAGACCAAAAUGGCGUGUUGGACUGGAAUUCGACAAUAGGAAAAGAGACGCAAACCGGAUGUAUGAUAUUGUUCUGUAGGUGUCUUCUGGGCAACUUCCGGUUUCGGUACAACAUGGUGAAAUCCGCCGACGCAGCUAAUGGAAAUAGUGUCAGCAGUAUAGACAUUUUAUCUAGAUAUAUAUUUCCACUUUCUUUUUGUCUUUUCCAAGCUUUUUAUUGGGCUUGGUAUCUCCGAUUUAAACUCUCUUAGAUAGAAAAGAAGACGAGCGAAUUAUUUCCGGGACAGGCAUUUCUCACGCCCCGCAUCAAUAAAAAUUAUCGUGAUAAUUAUUCACGAAAAUAUGUGUUUUAUGAUGGAAUGACUUAUUCACAGUUUCGCAUUGACGAGAUUACGAGUUUUUUAUCUAUCAAUGCAACGGUUUUUGGGAGUUGAUUUUAAAUUAACUCUCCUAUGCAGUUACGCAGGCAAACCGAAAGUGAAACAGUGUUCGGACCUAAGCACAAACUAACACCGCUGAUAACAUUUAGUCCUUGAAAAUAAUCGAUAAAUUCAAUGUAAUGUAUACUAAAACAUUGUUUUUCAAGGAAACUUAUUUAUAGAUGCCUUGUAAAUAGUCCAAUUUUAAGUGGUACGAACAAUUUAGAUUUUUUUUGUAGUCGUACAUUGUAUGUAUUCCUACGCCAGAGUUCAACAUAUCCGUAAAUCUCCGACAAGCAGAGAGUUUCUCUUGCAUAUCGUAGAUAAACGGAUACAGUCGAGCGUCUUGUUGAACGAGACUAGAGUUCAAUACUGCAUGGAUCUAUACUAUUUCUUUGAAAUAUCGAUUACUGAUACGUAGUUUGAUGGAAUUAAUUCUUUGAAUAUUACACAACAUGAUUCAUAUGGGGUUUUCGCGAAAUUCUUGUCGGAGAAUAAUUCAUUUUUUUUUUAAAUGUGCAUAAUUCAAAUACAUAUAGGAAACUACUUGCCAUGCAAAAUAAUAUAUCGUUGAUUCUAAAAUAAAUAAUAAUCGAUAAAAUCAACUCCCGUCAGUUCUUUAGUAUUUGAUUAGUUUUAGUACAAAACUUUGUCCAGUUUCUUCUUAGCUUGAUUUUUAGUUAUGAUUUAAUAUGUUGUUUGAUCGCCUUCGCUGGCGGUUGUUUUGAUAAAAAUUAUGAAUGAAAAUUACAUGAGAAUAAAUAAACAAAACCAUUUUUCCAAGUUUCAUGACCUUUAUUUGUUUUAUGUCUUGACAUUUUACAAUAUUUAUAUUUUAAAAUAUCUCUAAUGAAACACAAAUUAAACAAUUACCUGGCUAAAAGAAACUAUUAAAACCAUCAUUGAUAAAAUCUACAGGUUAUAGGAAGGAAAUAUGGAAAAUCGAUGAGUGUGCCAAAAAUAAAUAUUUGAACAUCUUUUAAGUAUUAGUAAUUGAACAAUUUUUUAACCCUUAAAAAACUGGAAUGGAUUAUGUUCUACAGGUAUUGUAGUACCUGUUUAUUGUUUCAGUGAAUUAAUGUUUAACGUGUUUUUCUCAUAGACAGUUGAAAUUAUUUGUAUCCAAAAAAAGUAUUUUCCAAAACAUAGGUGUAUAGAACCACAAAUGUACGACAAUGUUAACGUGGCUAUUGGUAACUCAUAGGUGAUUUUACCGGCUAUUGGUAACUCAUAGGUGAUUUUACCGUCGAUGGUUCGAUUCCACCAAGUUGUGAUUUUUUUUUAAUUUCAUUGAAUGAAGUAUAAGAAUUGAACGUUCAAA